Physcomitrium patens is the source of this 4708-nucleotide messenger RNA. RefSeq lists its product as uncharacterized. The record is from RefSeq and is a predicted model, not a curated record. Lineage: Eukaryota; Viridiplantae; Streptophyta; Bryopsida; Funariales; Funariaceae.
GAGCGAAAGGGGCUCUGAUCCCGAAGAAUUCAAUCCAAGUCUGUCCCGCUGAGAGGUAGACAGAUUAUGGCGAUGCUCACUGAUUUGGAUCCCACAGCUCAGACGCCGCUUCAAGACAAACCGCUACAAGCUCAGGGACGAAGAAGCAUGAGAAAGGUUGCUGGCACACGUAAGAGAGAGAGCGAGAAGCCAGCACGAGCCUCUUCCUCACCGCCCCCAGCGAGCUCGCAAUUCUUGCAGUUUUGAUAUCAAUACCCCCGUGGCUUUGGGAUGAUGGGAAAAAUGCACAAAAGGCGAGAGUUUUGAACGAGAUGUGAAUUUCUUUUAUGGGAGUUCGUUGAAGGGUGAGUAAUGGCUGUCUCAUGAGGAGGAGGGUGUGCAUCAGACGAUGGAGCAUGCGGUCUCCGUCUCCCCCUUGAUCCAGCUCACGUUUCUCACGAAGGCGCCAGUUAAUGCCCGACAUGCAGCAACAGUGUGGCAGUGAUUGGCGUGUCCUCUUGAGCUCUGCAGAUUUGGACAGUCGAGGUCGUCUAGCUUCAGCACUCUGGUGGUGGCAGCGGGGAGCUAGGCCUUGUGUGUGUGUCGAGGUUUCCGUGACCGUUGAAAGGUGCCUGUGUGAUUUGGCGUCAGCAAGCUAGGGUGUCUGUUUCCGCAGCGCUGAGAGCCAAGAGAUUUUGCGUCGUCGUCAUCGUCGUCGUUGCAACCAAUGCUGACCGAAAACUAGCCUCUCGUUUUGAUUCACCAUGUGCGUUCCACUUAUCUCCCUGAUCAUGCCCGGCGUGUUGCUGCUGGUGAGGCACGUCGUUGUUGUCGUCGUCGUUAUAACUUGAAGAGCUUUGUCCGAGGUUAUGCGCUGGGCGUUGAGGUGCCUCGCCUACAGAGGUACUGCAGCUUAGUAGAGGGGAAGAGAUGACGUUUCAGGUGGAGGACACUGAAGUGGAUCCCCAGCUAGGGUAUCCUUCUGCGUAUCCCAAUUUGUGCCGCCAUGCCCACGCUACUGGUUUGCCUCUACCUUUCACUGAGGGCCCGCCGCAGCGCUUCCUGCCCUACUCUCCCCAAGCGGACGAUUUUCAACAUUUGAAAGAAUGGGAUACCGUGUUUCCAGUUCUUGCCGAAAGGGAGAAGGAGUCUUCGACGGCUCAAAAAUUUGCAGAGGAGCUUUGGCAGCAGCUUGACCACCUCGGGAAUGCUGGCUUUGAUCCGGCAAAAUUCAGAGUCGAUCCUUACGGAAAUGUAGUUUACUGGAAUGCUGACCCCUCGUCGCCACUCGCAUGGGACAUUGAUCAUUGGUUUCCUCGUUCUCGAGGAGGGAAGACAAAACUGCCAAACCUUCGGAUUGUGCAAUGGCAAGCAUAUUUGCGGAAACGGAAUCGCCUCGAGUUUUUGGUGCCGUGGUGGGAUUUGCAGCACGGGUGUUCCAUAAACCAAUUCCUAUCUGCCUUCGCUGCCAAGAAUGCUGAUUUCAGGAAGCGGUCGUUCGCGUUGUUCUUUGAAGGAGGAGAGGACGAAUCUGUGGCUAGAGAGCAUGUCGGCGAAUGCCGUCCAUGGCCUCAGCAGUUCCGUGAGAAGAAGGCACUCUGUGGCUUGGCGGCAGCAGCCAUAGUAAACGUCUCAAAGGACAAUGCGGAAGCUGGAGGUCAAGCUGCAAGCGUAUCAUCUAAAGCUCCAACGAGCUCCGAUGGUUCACAUAUCUUGGGCACCUAUCCCUUUGGUGCGAUUUUAGGAAGUUCACCCACGCAACUUUGGUCUGCUGAAGAAGAGGAGGCCGUGAAACGAGGGGUUAUUAAGUUCGGACCCGGCAGCUGGAAAGAGAUUAAAGAGGACGACUCCACUCUUGCCAAUCGAAGUGCUGUGCAGAUAAAAGAGAAGUAUCGGUUGAUGAGGGCGGUGUCAAGGAACCUCGGGCGGGAAUCCAACGGACCUGGCCGGAAUGACCUUUUAGGACGCCAGUCUGCAGCCACUACUGCAUUGCAGAAGGAACUCCGGGUGAAGAUUAUGAGAGAAGAAGAGAAACGAGAGAAGGAGGAAGAACUGGCACAAUUGGAGGAGACGGUGAUGAAGUUGAAGCUUGAGAAUGAGAAAGAGAGGAUCAAGUCUCUGGAACUUGAGGCCUUGCUUAAGAAACAAAAGCACCGUGUGGAAAAACAGCGGAAAUGGGCUGAGAGCCAGUCGUCUUAUCGUCUCUGCUUGGAACGAGUGCUGCGUGAUACUAUGCAUCAGACCAUGUCUUAUAAGGAGCAGGCGAGGUUGACUCGAGAAGCAUGCAACGUCCUCAUCGCCUGUCUUGACUCCCAGAAGGCCUCGUGUGAAGCUAUGGAAAGCGACCUUCUCCAGCGACACGCGCAGAGGGAGCUUUUGGAAGCAGCAGCAGCUAGAGUGAACGGGAGCAAACGCACCACUCUAGUCCAGAAAAAACUGGUCACGCAGGGGCGGGAUAUUGUUGAUGUUAGCAGCUGCGUCUCCCUUCGAGCAACGGACCAAGAGGACGAUGAAGAAGAGGAGAAGCUCGUCAUGACAGCGAACCAGUUGUCGGGAAGUGAUACUGGCGACGAGGGAGAAGACGAGGUUUAUAAUCUUCGACGAGAGUAUCAGCAGGCUGCUGCACGAAAGUCACUCGUCAGACAUGCAAUCAAAGUUGCGAUGCAGGUCGGAAAUGCGAAAGAUUCGAUGGAUUUGUCGCCGUGGGAGGCACCACCCGGCGUUGAGGCCAAAACUUCUUGCCCCGACUUCUUUAUAGAUUCCACAACAGGAGCUAGGUUGAGGGGGGAUGUGCCUCAACCGCACCAACGGUACGAAGCCGGCAGUGAAACACCAGAAAGUGGAAGCGAUAGUGACUUUGCCGAUGACGAAAUGAGUCCUGCGAUUCGCCUCUCUAGUGAUGGCGCCUGCAAAGAUAAUAACGUAUUGGUGAGCGAGUUGUCGCAGUUUCACGAUGGACCGACGUCUGAACUUCGUGACUUUUGUACUCGAAACUCGAAGCCAGGUUUGCGUGCUCUGGACAUGGCGGGAUAUGAUGCCUUCGAGCAUAGCCAAUCCCCGGUAGCAGAACCGACCUUAGAUAUUUCAGUUCCAAGCGCAGGAGAGUCAAGGUCUGAUUCCAAACGAGAAGUCCAGAAAGAUGUCAUUAUGGUUCAAACCGACAGCUUUAAAGCCAACGCAGAUACAGCGGCAUUAAGUAAGCAACAGUACUUAGAUGAGCUUCUUCAGCAAAUUCGGUUCCAGAUACCUACGUCGGAGGCAGCUGGGGAGGCUAUGGCGGACGGUCCUCCGUGGAUGUCAGAAGGAAACCUUGACGAGCUUAUGGAGCAGGUGCUGGCUACGCAUCUUGACAAAGUUAGACGAAACGAUGCCAGGCAGCACCAAAGCGCCGACGCCGAUGAUGAGGAACUGAAGGAUAUUGGAAAGUCGAACCUGGACAAAUGGCUUCAAGUUUUGUUGUUCAAGGAUGUCGAAUCCGCUCGCUCCUCUCCUGGCCGCGAUGCACCUCUUCAAACGAUCUCCCCAGCAUUGUCUUCCAUAAGUGUGGCAGCCAUGCGUAAAAGUCUGGAGCUUGCAAGUCAUCAGGAUCGUAUGAGUAGAGAAGGCGAGAAUGCCGAAAGACCGAAGAGCCUGUGGGGAACCUUGCUGAAGAAGCUCAGCGUGAAGCAUCAGCCGGGGCAGGAAAAUACGGUGUUCGAGCCCAAAGACGAUUACGAGAUCGUGGACGAAGCGCGAAAUCUUCCAAUCCCGCACCGCGAUGCGGACAUCAGCGACGUAGUGAAGACGCUUCUGAAGACCUCUCCUGCCACUGUCCCAGUUUCCGAGCACAACCAUAGCAACGGAAAUUUGGCGGAGAGUAGGCGAUCCAGCUGCGAUUCAGCUUGCGCUCUUCCAGGCUGGCCCGGCGGCUUCCAACUCAACACCAUCGCAUCUAGCCACUGCCCCAAAGAUGUCAUUACCGGCAUCUCGAAGGAGCCAAGCUCUCUCCCGAACGACUCUGCCUCCAUCUGGGCGACAGACACAAGGGUUGAAACCGGUUCGCAUGUGCACGCGCUGGAGAUGCACCCACACUUCCUCGAGGAGCGGCACUGUCAGCGACCCCUCUCAGACGUCGACGAGAUCUCGGAGACCGAGAGCGUGGACAGCCCAAACCCACCCUGCAGCCUCCCGGCGCCGGAGGGCAAAUCCCUUCCCCACAGACCUAAGAAGAGCCGGUCCAUCAAAGUGGCAGGCUUCGUGGGAUGGAAGAAAGCCCCCAAGUCGAAGCUGGAGACGAAAUCCUCGCAAGACGAUGAGCUGCCGCGUCGUGCUCGCUCGGAUCCACCUCCUCCUGUGAAGAUGGAUCGCUGACCAUCGACGCCGUAAACAGUGUGUGCAUGAUGUGGCUCCCAGUGAUCUUCGAGUAACCAUCAAUUAGACAAGUUGAACUAGAAAAUUCAUCGUGUUUGUGUCUUAGUGAUGAGAUUGGUCGUUCUUUUGAGAGCUAGAGCUUGGCCUGGAGAUGGCCGCCAAGUCGAUCGAUCAACGUCGACGUUGUCGGGGAUCAGGGAGUGCCGCUAUCACAUCCACUAUCAGGAAAGCUAUCAGAAACAGUGUCAUCACAAGGAAAAUUAUAAAUGAUUGUGUUUGUGUUUUGAAAACCUGAUAUAAGUAGAUGUUAACAUGUGUAACACAAAUGUGUUUCACUUUAUGGUAUGUUACCAAAUAUCUUAUUACGUUCUUCAAUGUU